AUGGAGACCUCACGCUCUCCCAAAGACAUCCAUGUCCCAUUGGACACCGAUACCGCCCCGUCCACCAUCACCAACGACUCUCAGAUCUCAAUAUCUGCCCAACUCGCGUAUUGGCAAUCCACCAGUGCCGAUGUAAACGGCAUGCUCGGCGGCUACCCGCAAAUCUCCCGCAUCGACAUCCAAUUCUCACGAAACUUCAUCAGGAAACUCCGGCGGAAAUAUAAAGAGACCCCCGAAUCCGAACCUCAGAAGUCAACAUCUUUGUCGAAUUCGACCGUCAACCCAACAAUGGGCAGGAACUACGUAUUUAGCCACGCACUCGAAGCAGGUGCGGGUAUCGGACGCGUUACGCUCGGCUUGCUCGUGCCUCUAUGCGCAAAGAUCGAUAUUAUCGAACCGGUACAGAAGUUCACGGACGUGCUCACCGGACCAGAGUCACCGCUCGUGGAAAAUGACCAGUUGGGCCGAGUUUGGAAUCUCCCGUUGCAGGAGUGGACUGUUGAUUCUAGGCCUGCGUAUGCUUCAAUCGAGACUCCAGGGUCGAAGUAUGAUCUAGUCUACAACCAAUGGUGCUUAAAUCACCUGGCCUUAUCUUCUCUCGUGGCAUAUUUUAAAUCCUUGAUCCUCCUGCUCUCGCCGAAUGGCUGGAUCAUCGUGAAAGAGAACCUGUCGACCGACGCGUUCGGGGCCGAUAUCUUCGACCCCGUGGACAGCAGCGUGACGCGAAGCGAUGCGAAUUGGAGGGCGGCCUUUAAGGACGCUGGGCUGAAGAUUGUGCACACGGAGCUGCAGACGGGGUUUCCCAAGGAUUUGGGGUUGUACCCUGUCAGGAUGUAUGCGUUGAGGCCGGGGUAG
Messenger RNA from Rhinocladiella mackenziei CBS 650.93, 855 nucleotides. RefSeq lists its product as uncharacterized. Gene Ontology annotation, molecular function: N-terminal protein N-methyltransferase activity. The coding region runs from base 1 to 855 and encodes 284 amino acids. The transcript has a single exon. Gene Ontology annotation, biological process: N-terminal protein amino acid methylation. The record is from RefSeq and is a predicted model, not a curated record. Gene Ontology annotation, cellular component: cytoplasm. NCBI's taxonomy places the organism in Eukaryota, Fungi, Ascomycota, Eurotiomycetes, Chaetothyriales, Herpotrichiellaceae.